Messenger RNA from Hyphopichia burtonii NRRL Y-1933, 2739 nucleotides. It is a transcript of the gene CLA4, whose product is annotated as serine/threonine protein kinase. The transcript has a single exon. Gene Ontology annotation, cellular component: cytoplasm. Gene Ontology annotation, molecular function: ATP binding; protein serine/threonine kinase activity. The coding region runs from base 1 to 2739 and encodes 912 amino acids. The record is from RefSeq and is a predicted model, not a curated record. NCBI's taxonomy places the organism in Eukaryota, Fungi, Ascomycota, Pichiomycetes, Serinales, Debaryomycetaceae. Gene Ontology annotation, biological process: intracellular signal transduction; regulation of MAPK cascade; protein phosphorylation.
AUGACUAGCAUUUACACUUCCGACAUUAAACAUCAUAGGAAGGCCCCUCCUCCUCCAGGUUCUAAUACCUCCUCUUCUUCAUCGACAUCCCUUGCUUAUCAUAAUAUGACCUCUUCAAUCCCUCCUCCCCUUUCAUCCUCGUCAACUUCAAAUUCAAAUACUUCGGGUGCUACAAUGGCUUCAACCCUUGAUGAAGGUAAUACUUCAACUACAUCUUCCAAUUCUUCAAAAUCAAUCCAGUUAAAUAUUAAUUCAAAUAAACGUCAAUCUGGUUGGGUUCAUGUUAAAGAUGAUGGUAUUUUCACUUCAUUUCGUUGGAAUAAAAGAUUUAUGAUUAUUAAUGAUAAAACUCUUAAUUUUUAUAAAAAUGAACCAAUUGCUCAUGCUACCCUCGAUUCAAAUUCAAUGAAUACAAAUGCUCCUGAUUUAUCUUUCCCUUUAAACUUAAUUAGUAGCAUUAAUUUAAAACCAAAUUCAGGUUAUUCAAAAACAAGUCAAACUUUAGAAAUUAUUCCUAAAAAUAAUGGUAAAUCAAUGUUAAUAUCAAUAAAAUCAAAUAAUGAUUAUUUGGAUUGGUUAGAUGCUUUUACUAAUAAAUGUCCUCUAAUUAAUAUUGGUAACCAAAAUAAUACUAAUGUUUUAAAUGGUGGUACAGGAGUUUCAAAUCCAAUUAAUUUCACUCAUAAAGUUCAUGUUGGUUUUGACCCAGCUAGUGGUAAUUUUACUGGGUUACCUGAUAGUUGGAAAAACUUAUUACAACAUUCUAAAAUCACUAAUGAAGAUUGGAAAAAGGAUCCAGUGGCUGUUAUUGAAGUUUUGGAAUUUUAUUCAGAUAUAAAUGGUGGUAAUUCUGCUGCUUCGACUCCAAUGAGUUCUCCAGCUAUUGGUAACAAUUCAGUUAAUAAAAAUCUACAAGAUUUAACUAAACCUCCUCAAAAUAGAAACCAAAAUCAAGCAAAUAAUAAUCCUCAAUUUAAACCAAUUAGAGCGGCUCCAAAACCUCCAGCACCUUAUCAUUUAACUCAUCAACAAAAUAAAUCUUUUAGUGGCUCAUUACCAAGUGAUUCUAAUAAUCAAGAUAAUCAAAAUAAUGAAUAUACCAAUAACAUUUCCCCUCUUAAUAAUUUGUUAAAUAAUUCUAAUAAAGCGACUGACUCAAAGUCUGCUCCUAAUAAUGAUUUAAUUCCUGUUAGAAGGGCUCCUCCUCCUCCUUCAUCUAAUAAUAAUAACAAUAAUAAUAAACAAAAUUUACCUACUGGUUUAGGUAUAUCAAAUUCAGGACAAAAUCAAUCUCCAAGUUCAAUUCCAAAACAAAGUCCGCCAACUUUACCUAAAAAUAAACUUCAUCCAGAUUUGAAAAUUCAAACUGGUCUUAAUCAAACUCCUAAUAAAUAUCCAACUCCACCUGCUAGUGCACCAGUGACUGGACCUACCUAUAUAAAACCAUUUGGUUUAAAUAAAACUCCAGCUCAAGGACAAUACCAAGAUCAAAAUCAAUCACAAAAUCAAAAUCAUUAUCAAAAUCCUCCAUUAUCUGCAUCUUCUAAUCAACAACAUUUUCAAACUGGUAAAACCGGAAUUAAUAUUAAACCAAUUGCAACUGGAGCUGGUGGAUUACCAUCAUCAAUUUCACAACAGGAUGCCCCAAUUAAACCACUUCAACCUCAACCACGUCAACCGGCACAUCAUCAACAUCAACAAUCUCAAGCUUCUAAUAAAUUGAAUCAACCAAAUGGUAAUCCACCAAUGGGACCAGCUCAAAAUAAAACUGCCAAACAAAUAAAGAAGGAAAGAGAAAAAUUGAAUGAUAUGCAAAUUAUUGCAAAAUUGAAAACUGUGGUUAAUAAUAAUGACCCAACACCAUUAUUUAAAAUUAUUGAAAAAGCUGGACAAGGUGCUUCAGGGGCAGUUUAUUUAGCAGAAUCAUUAAAUAAAGGAGAUGAAAAUAAUAAAGUUGCUAUUAAACAAAUGGAUCUAAAUGUUCAACCAAGAAAAGAAUUAAUUAUUAAUGAAAUUUUAGUUAUGAAGGAUAGUCAACAUAAAAAUAUUGUUAAUUUCUUAGAUUCAUAUUUGAGAGGAAAUUCUGAUUUAUGGGUUAUAAUGGAAUAUAUGGAAGGAGGAUCAUUAACCGAAGUUAUUGAAAACAAUGAAUGUAAAUUAAGUGAAAAACAAAUUGCCACAAUAUGUUUGGAAACAUUAAAAGGUUUACAACAUUUACAUAAAAAGCAUAUUAUUCACAGAGAUAUUAAAUCAGAUAAUGUUUUAUUAGAUGCGAAAGGAAAUGUUAAAAUCACCGAUUUUGGAUUCUGUGCAAAAUUAACCGAUCAAAGAAAUAAAAGAGCUACAAUGGUUGGUACUCCAUACUGGAUGGCUCCAGAAGUUGUUAAACAAAAAGAAUAUGAUGAGAAAGUUGAUGUUUGGUCAUUAGGUAUUAUGACAAUUGAAAUGAUUGAAGGUGAACCACCAUAUUUGAAUGAAGAACCCUUAAAAGCAUUAUAUUUAAUUGCAACUAAUGGUACACCAAAAUUAAAGAAACCUGAUUUAUUAUCAAAUUCAAUUAAAAAAUUCUUAUCAAUUUGUUUAUGUGUCAAUGUUAUGUACAGAGCUCUGACCGAUGAAUUAUUAGAGCAUUCUUUCAUUCAACAUAAAUCUGGUAAAGUUGAAGAAUUGGCUCCGUUAUUAGAAUGGAGAAAAAAUCCUCAAAAUCAUAACUAUAGUGAUGAAGAAGAUGAUGACUAA